This is a messenger RNA of Physella acuta, 2139 nucleotides long. RefSeq names its product histone chaperone asf1b-B. Gene Ontology annotation, biological process: nucleosome assembly; nucleosome disassembly; DNA replication-dependent chromatin assembly. Gene Ontology annotation, cellular component: nucleus; chromatin. The record is from RefSeq and is a predicted model, not a curated record. Lineage: Eukaryota; Metazoa; Mollusca; Gastropoda; Physidae. Gene Ontology annotation, molecular function: histone binding.
AACCAUCAAAGUGACGAAUUUUCCUUUUAAGUUGAAACGCAGAAAUCGUUAUCAAAGCGCAGUGGCAAAUUUAUUUAAGGACCUGUCCGAUCUAAUUUAUAACCAGAUAAUGUAAUCAAAUGACAAAAUAAAAUAAGAUGCACGCGUACAGUACAUUUAUUAAUUAUUGUAUCGAGCUAGCCUACAAAGUAGACCGAAUCCAAGGCCCAUUUGUUUACUCCAUUUCGGUCUAUAUCUAAUCUAAAUUAUAUUGCCAAAGAGGACAUAUUUUACAAUUUUUCAUUAGGCUCAGUUGUUGUAUUCUAUCGUAAUUUAUUGUUUUUAAUUUCAAGAGAUAGUAAACUUGAUCCUAACUGCUCUUAAUUUACUUAUUAAUACCUUUCGGUUGUUAUUAAUUUAUUAUUAUUUUUAUUUAAAUUACUUUUUGAACCCUAUUUUAAACUACUUACAACAUUGUAGUAAUCCUGGACAGUUUGGAUUAUUGGCGCGUUUGUGAAAGAAGUGGAAACAGAAACUAAACCUCCACUGAUUAACAAAAUACAAAUGGCAUUGGUUAAUAUUUGCGAUGUAACUGUCCUCAAUAAUCCUACAUCUUUCUUAAAGCCUUUUCAGUUCGAGAUAACAUUUGAAUGUACGGAAGACCUACCAGAAGAUUUAGAAUGGAGGAUAAUUUAUGUGGGCUCUGCUGAAAGCAUGGAACACGAUCAGGUUUUGGACACAAUUUUGGUGGGGCCAGUACCAGGUGGAAAGCACAUGUUUGUUUUUGAGGCCGACCCUCCAGAUGUGAAGAAGAUUCCAGUGGAUGAUGUCAUGGGGGUGACUGUUGUGUUGCUGACCUGCUCAUAUAGGGGGAAGGAGUUCAUCAGGGUGGGGUAUUAUGUUAACAAUGAAUAUGAUGAUCCAGAGCUAAAGGAAAACCCUCCAGCUGAGAUACAGUACCAUAAACUGCAGAGAAAUAUACUGUCAUCUGAGGUGAGAGUAACAAGGUUCACAAUCCCAUGGCAUGAUACCAAAGGAACCCAGGAGGAGGAGGAAAAAAUGGAAGAAGAAGCACCAGCUACAUCGGACAAGCCUGCACCAAAAAUAUCGGAAGAGUUUGAUGCCAGGAUAGCACAAGACUUGGCCUAUGAGAGGGCAGAGCGUGAACGCAUGACCAACAAAGUUCCGUUUGCAGACCCCGGUAAUAUUUAUCCCCAGGAUGGAAUAAGGUGCUAUCAUUCUGAAGAUUCAUCCAGUUUAUGUAUGCCCUGAGUUUUUAUUUUUCUUUGAAUGUGUGCAUGUUGAAUGAAUGAUCCUGUUAAGAAAGUGUUGAAGGACCAUUUUUUUUUUACCAAUAUUUGUAUGCUGGAGGCUCCUGUGUAUUAAUUCCAUUACAUCAUUUAAUUAUUGUAAUUAUCAGACUUUCAGAACCUCAAGUUAUAAUUUCAUCUUUACCAGCGCACACUUUAUCUUCUUUGGAAUACAUGUUGAGGCAAUGUGUAAUGCAAGAAUCCAUGUCUAAUUAGUCUUCUAGUUUUAUGGUACUGUUAGCUUUAGCAAUCAUUACACAAAAUAUUGGACCAAAUGUUAUUUUUAGCUUGUUAGUGUCUUCCCUGGUUCCAGAUGUCUGGUAUAAUCAUCAGUUAUUUUACACACAAAUCCAGCCUGGUCAUAUUCCCAGCAAUGGAGUCAUUACACAAAUGUAACUCAAUACUGAUAAAAUUGGAUUCUGGUUGUAGAACUUCUUUUUGUUUUAAUUUAACAAAAAAAAAAAUUGAAGUUGUAGCUAACCAACAAACAAUUGUGACAUUCUAAAAUUCCUGUUAUCAUAGGAGUUGAUGUAAUGGUUGUGGACAAAGUCUGUAUCCAAUCAGGUGUCCGCCAAACACCCCCAGUGGUGAAGAAAUCUGUCACUUUAUUUUGGCAGCACUAGCUUGAAAUAUUGGGCUGAUGUAAGCAGGAGCUAAAUACUUGUGGGUAAUACUAUAAUGGGAUACAAACUUUGUAGCACAAUGAGGACUGGUGGGGCCUAAUGUUUGAUAUUGUCAGGCGUGUACAUAUCACUACUUCUUGGCUGUAAUAUAUCUUUGAUGCCAAUUGUAAAUUUAAUGCUCAUAUCUUUGUUGUGAAGUUUAUUAAAAUUAAUCUUUACUUGACUAA